GCUUCCUAACUCGAGUGAUUCCCAGGCUGGCUGGCUGCUGGCAGUAAGCUCUGUGCUCUGAUCUGCCAGCUCUGAUGGGGUUUCAUGCCCGUGCAGGCAGUGCUGGGGAUCCUGAGGGCAACACAGGUUUCAGCUGCUUCUAAUACCUACCUAUUGACCAUAUCAGCCUACACAGAUGAUAGCCAUGGAGAGCUAAUCCCAACUUUACUGAUGGCUAAUGGAUCAUCAACCAAUGACAAUCAAUAGAAUCCAAAAAGGGAGCUAAAAGAAGAUCGAACGCAAGAGGCCCAAGGACAACUGGCAGAUAUGAGAGUGGUACUGGUGUGUGCCCUCCUCUCCCUCCUGUCUCUGUCACAUGCCUGUCCAAAGGAGUGCAGCUGCAACAGCAACACCAAAGUAGUAGACUGCCGGGGGCGAGGCCUGUAUGACAUCCCCCGACGAUUGCAUCCAGACACACAAGAACUAUAUCUCCAAGACAACCGUAUCAGGGGGCUGGGAUCGAUGGCGUUCCGAGAAAUACCCCUCGUCCGCAUUCUCGAUCUAUCUAAUAACUCUAUAACGUCUGUUUCGCCGACUGCUCUGCUGGGUCUCAGAACUCUACAGCGCCUCAGCCUGGCCAACAACAGCCUGAGAGAGCUCGACAAGCGGUUGCUUGGACCUAUCCGCUCGCUUUCGCACCUCGACCUCUCACACAACAGCCUGUGGGGUUUCCCUGGAGCCAUGGGGGACAGUUUGAGGAACCUUAGCCACCUGGGUCUAGCGCACAACAGGCUAACACGAUUGGACCGCUCCUUGUUGGAGGCCCUAACCCACCUGGACAGUCUCACACUACGAGGCAACCCCUGGAGGUGUGACUGCCAGCUCAUAGGCCUCAAACUCUGGCUGGAGACCUACCUCUUCAAAGGUGGAGUGGUGGAUGAGGUGAUUUGCUCUCAGCCAGAAGAGAUGAGGGACAGAGACCUGCAGAAAGUCCCCUACCAGCUCUUCCAUGCCUGCAUGACCACAAGCUACCAUUACCUGUUCGCCAACAUACACCACCUGGAGUCUGAGAGGUUACUGCGAGGCCACACCCAUGGCAACCAUGCUCACCCAUCUAGCCACACUCUCCAUGUCCCAAUGGCAAUGGGGGAGGGCUUUGGUGGUGGGGGAGCAGCAGGAGGAGGAGGAGGGGGAGGGAGUCUGCCAGAGUGUGAAGCUAAGCAGAGGCAGCGGCCUGUCAACUUGCGCCACGCAAUUGCCACAGUGAUCAUCACCGGCGUAGUGUGCGGGAUCGUGUGUCUGAUGAUGCUGGCUGCAGCAGUGUACGGCUGCGCCUACGCCGCGAUCAUGGCCAAGUAUCAGCGGGAGCUAAAGAAGAACGAGGAGCUGGCAGCGGCGCAGAGGGCAGAUCAUGCCACAGCAGAUGAGAAGGAACCACUGGAGAAUGCUAUCGCCUAGGAGAUGAUAACAUGAACCCUGGACUUAAAACUCGGGCCUCAACCCUUUAACCUGAUCCUUUCUGGAUGCCAUGUACUUGUUAGUGCACGUGUGCAUAUGAGAAAAAAAAAAGGGAGUGAGAUUCUUUGUGUGUGCGCGUGUGUGUCUGUUCACCUCCAUUCUGAGACUUGGGUAGCUAAAUUCCAGGUAUCUGACUAUGCACUGAUGAGAAGAGUAUCUUCUGCUGUAUGCGGGUGUGAGGGGCAGGCCAAAGAAUCCAAAAGGAAUCAAUUCCAUUUUGUCUGAGAAAUGCAUAUCACAGAUAUGAACAAACUGCUAUAUAUUUAUAAUCGUGUAUUUGUAGGUAUAAUAGUAAAGCUCUGGUAUUUUAAAAAAAAACGGAUUUCAGAGUUUGGUUGUCUUUUGGUUCGUUGUUCAUAAUUUUGAGUGUGAUUUUGAGGUAAUUUUGAAAACUCAUAGUAGGCAGCUGCUGUCAGAUUCUGAUCUAAGUUGUCUGUUUCACUGGCGUGAGAGUAUGAUAACGAGAGUGAGUGUUUGUGUCAGUGUUUCAUUUGUGCUCGAGUGUGUGUGUGUAUGCGGAGAUGUAUACUGUAUGCAGAUAUUUAUAGAGAAUUUAAGAGUUUGUGCCUAAUAAUGUGACAGAGUUUUGAGGAAGAAAGACGCUUUCUUAAAGGAUAUUUUUCUGACGACUGAAGUGAAGAUUCGUUGAAGCAAUAAUGAAACAAACUAAAUGAAAACAACAACAAAACCUGGACUCAGCCUUGUUGUUUUUCUAUGACUUCACAGGUUUGUAAGUGCAGAUAUUGACCCUGCUGCACACAGUCACACCCACAAACACACAAACUUUUAGAUCUACAGUUUUUGAGAACAGUUGAGUCUUGUUUGUGAGUUGAUG
Messenger RNA from Chelmon rostratus (copperband butterflyfish), 2332 nucleotides. RefSeq names its product leucine-rich repeat and transmembrane domain-containing protein 1 (gene lrtm1). The coding region runs from base 307 to 1437 and encodes 376 amino acids. Gene Ontology annotation, molecular function: protein binding. The record is from RefSeq and is a predicted model, not a curated record. The transcript is spliced from 4 exons. Lineage: Eukaryota; Metazoa; Chordata; Actinopteri; Chaetodontiformes; Chaetodontidae.